Molecule: messenger RNA, 1072 nt
Organism: Nilaparvata lugens (brown planthopper)
Lineage: Eukaryota; Metazoa; Arthropoda; Insecta; Hemiptera; Delphacidae
Product: non-histone protein 10
Molecular function (GO): transcription cis-regulatory region binding
Source: RefSeq, a predicted model, not a curated record
CCAUCUCAGUGAUCUCACAUCUGUCAUUUUUGUUUGUUAAAAUUUGUCUGAGGAUCACAAUUAACUUCACUAAAAUAAAAUAUUUUAUUUCCUCUUUAUCAUUAAUUUUUUCAUGUUCUAUGACCUCAUCAUUUAUGGAAAAUAAUUUAUCUUUGUGAAUAUAAUCAGUCCUAUACCAUAAUAUGAUAUUAGCUAGAUCUGAGUCUUGCUCAGAAGAUUCUGAUGAUGAGGUAAAUGAAAUAGAUGUCCACAGAAGAAAUCAAUUGUUACUUGACCGAUGUGAAGUACUUCAGCAGGACAAUGAAAGGAUUGUAAACCGAAUACAAAAAGUACGCAAGCUUCUCAGACGAACUCGAAAAGAAAGACGAUUCAUCAUGAACCGUCUUGAUCAACACCUUGACAACUGGAGAACCGCGUCCCUACCGCUUGAACUGGAUGAACCAAUUGACCCUCCACUGAAAGGCAUCUCCAGUGAGCGGACAGUUCCAACGACUAAAUUAAACAAGCAGUCGUCAUCGUCGUCGACGUUUGAAAAGGGCGUGUCCACACCAUCGGCUGCCAACUCGUCGAAAAAGUCGAAGGUGGACAGUUUGUCGUCGCAGCAGCAGGCAUCUCCGUCGCCGUCGCCCGUGCCGCCCAAGAAGAGCGGCAAAGUGGCGAGUGAUCCGAACGCACCCAAGCGGCCAGCCAACCCCUUCUUCCAGUACUGCCAGGAGCAGCGCACUGUGCUGCUUGAGUCCAUUCUAAGCAGCGGCCAGAAGGAGCCCACCAAGCAGGAGCUCACCAAGCAGCUGGCCAACAAGUGGAAUUCGCUGUCCACUCCCGACAAAAAGAUAUACUACGACAUGUACAAGAAGUCAAAGGAAAAGUACACUGCUGACAUGGACAUUUACACUAAAAGCAAAGGAAAGCUGUGAUAUCUAUGUAAUAAUUCAGUACUAUUUUUAUAUCUCAAUAUAAUAUUCGAACGUGUACAAGACUAUUUGUAUACAGCUUGUAAAUAUUCCCCUUGAAUUAAUUGUUUGUAUUGAUUAGAUAAUUAUGAGGAAUUUCUAUAAAACUUUACAAUGUA